Messenger RNA from Triplophysa dalaica, 3107 nucleotides. Its product is annotated as zinc finger protein 271-like. Gene Ontology annotation, molecular function: DNA-binding transcription factor activity; RNA polymerase II cis-regulatory region sequence-specific DNA binding. The coding region runs from base 1 to 2565 and encodes 854 amino acids. The transcript is spliced from 6 exons. Gene Ontology annotation, biological process: regulation of transcription by RNA polymerase II. Lineage: Eukaryota; Metazoa; Chordata; Actinopteri; Cypriniformes; Nemacheilidae. The record is from RefSeq and is a predicted model, not a curated record.
AUGUUGAGAUCAAUUGUGGUAAAGGUCGAGUCAAACCCCACAGACGCUCAGGACACUGUGUGUGACAGUAAUCACACCUUGAAUCAGGAUGAAUCUACUGAUCAAACCUCCACAGAGUCUCUGGAUUCUGUCUGUAACGCUGGAGAACAGCAGAUCCUGAACACCAGACCACUGAACAUGUGUUCUGUCACACUGAUGGAUUGCAGGAAACUGAUGGAGAUGAAAACACAAACCACAGAAGAAGAAGAAGAACAAGAACAACAUAACACUGAUGGAGAUAAAGAUGAUGAUGAUUUUAUUCCUUCAGUUCUAGAUGAGAGCGGUGAUUCAUGUGGUGAUGGAGAAACGGCCUCUACAUCAAAACAGCGACUGACAGCACAAACUCUUUCCUGCAUCACCUGUGGAAAGACAUUCAGUUCACAGAGACGUUUAGAGACACAUGAGAGAAAACACACAGAACAGAAACUCUUCACCUGCACCAGAUGUGACAUCAGCUUUCCUACCUUACAAGAGAAGAAACUUCAUUCACAAGAGCACAGAGACGAGAAACACUUUCACUGUCAGCAGUGUGGGAGAGCUUGUAUCUCGUCUUCUAGUCUGAAGAUUCACAUGAUGUCACACACUGAUGAAAAACCUUUCCACUGCAGUGAAUGUGACAAAUAUUUCAGGUCCAAAUCAAAUCUUGUUGAUCAUAAUAGAAUUCACACGGGAGAAAAACCGCACAAGUGUCCUCACUGUGACAAGAGAUUUAACCAUUCAUCUCAUGUUAAGAUACACGUGCGUGUCCACACCAAUGAGAGACCGUAUCAGUGCAGUGAAUGUGGAAAAACCUUUACAGGAUCAAGUUCUUUAAAGUCGCACCAAAAAACACAUUCUGAGGAGAAACUCUAUCAGUGUUCACACUGUGAUAAAUGUUUCCGUCAUAAAUCUAAUCUGAUAACUCAUGAGAGAACUCACACUGGAGAGAAACCUUAUCUCUGCUCUCACUGUGGAAAGAGAUUUUCUCAUCCACAUCAUUUCAGAGAUCAUCAGAGAGUUCAUACUGGAGAAAAACCUCAUCACUGCAGUGUUUGUGAGAAGAGUUUCAAGCGUCACAGCAAUUUAGUGAAUCAUCAGAGAAUUCAUUCAGGUGAAAGACUUUAUAAAUGUUCUCAGUGUGACAAGACGUUUGGUCGACCAGACGUCCUGAGAACCCAUGAGAGAGUUCACACUGGAGAGAAACCUUAUCAAUGCUCCAUCUGUGGAGAGAGAUUCACUUAUUUAGGAAGUUUUAAUUCUCAUCAGAAGAAACAUGCUGAAGAACAAACUGCACUGGAAUCAUCAUAUCAGCUGUCAUCCGAUUUGACGCAUUACUGCCACCUUCUGUUUGAGCUUCGCCCAAAGAAAGACAAACAUCAAGCGCUGCGUGCUUACAUCACUUUGAUUUUCACGUGCUUUCUGUGUGUAUUUCGUCAUCAAACCUCCACAGAGUCUCUGGAUUCUGUCUGUAACGCUGGAGAACAGCAGAUCCUGAACACCAGACCACUGAAAAUGUGUUCUGUCACACUGAUGGACUGCAGGAAACUGAUGGAGAUGAAAACAGAACUCACAGUAAAGGAAGAACAGACUGAUGAAGAUGAGAAUCAUGAUGAUUUUGUUCCUUCAGGCAAACUGGAGAGUGAUGAGAACCUGGAGAUAAAAACAGAAGAAACAUCAGACAAAGAUCAGACUGGUGAAGAUGAGAAUGAUGGUGGUGAUGGUUUUACUCCUUCGGAUGAGAGCGGUGAUUCAUGUGGUGAUGAAGAAACGGCCUCUACAUCAAAACAGCGACUGACAGCACAAACUCUUUCCUGCAUCACCUGUGGAAAGACAUUCAGUUCACAGAGACGUUUAGAGACACAUGAGAGAAAACACACAGAACAGAAACUCUUCACCUGCACCAGAUGUGACAUCAGCUUUCCUACCUUACAAGAGAAGAAACUUCAUGCACAAGAGCACAGAGACGAGAAACACUUUGACUGUCAGCUGUGUGGCAGGAGUUUUAGCUCGUCUUCUAAUCUAAAGAUUCACACGAGGACACACAGUGAUGAAAAACCUUUCCACUGCAGUGAAUGUGGCAAGUGUUUCAGAACCAAAGGAAAUCUUGUUCUUCAUCAGAGAGUUCACACGGGAGAAAAACCGUACAAGUGUCCUCAGUGUGAGAAGAGAUUCAGCCAUUCAUCUCAUGUUAAGAUACACGUGCGUGUCCACACUAAUGAGAGACCGUAUCAGUGCAGUGAAUGUGGACAAGCCUAUAAGAGGUCAUAUGAUCUAAAGUUACACCUAAAACAACACACUAAGAAGCAACUCUAUCAGUGUUCACGCUGUGAUAAACGUUUCUGUCAGAAAUCUAAUCUGAUAACUCAUGAGAGAACUCACACCGGUGAAGAACCUUACGUCUGCUCUCAGUGUGGAAAGAGCUUUACUGAUCGAAGUACUUUUAUAAUUCAUAAGAGAAUUCACACUGGAGAAGAACCUUAUGACUGCAGUCUUUGUGGGAAGAGUUUUAAUUGUCAGCACAAUUGUUUAAAACAUCAGAGAACUUAAAGGUGCAGUUUGUAACAAUUUUGCAGUAAAAUAUCCAAAAAGCACUAGGCUAGUGUUAUAUAUUUUGUUCACCUGAGUUAAAGGUUUCCAACUACUUUUAAAUCGUGAGAAAAUUGGCUUUCUAAACAGUGACCAGCGGCUAUGCAGUCACCUGUCUAUGGCAUUAAAUGCACAUGACCAUUUGUUACCAACUUUACUGACAUAGAAACCGAGAACAACAGUGACAACAGUGUCGUGGACAAAUGCGGAAGUGGUGUCUAGCAAGCCACUAGCUUGUUUCAAGCAGUCACUUAACAUCCUGAACGUCUGUGAUGUGUUCAUAAGUUUAGUUCUGAGAACUUUCGGCAUGAUUGAGUAUCACCUUGACUUCUUCAGCAUCUUCAGCUGUUCUGACCUCCUCAUGGAGCCCGUUUUUAAUUCUGUAAAGAUCUAAAUGAUGUCAUGUACUUAUGUCAAGAGUGCCAUCUUCUGGACAUUCUUGACAUUGAUUCAUAUGCAGCCUUGUGACAAAAGCUGUUCUAUGUUUGCCGGCCAAUCUUGGU